UACUCAAGGGGAAGGGAAGAAAGUGUCAGUGCUAUUAAGAUUCCCUUCCGUUCCAUGACUGGGCUCAUAAGUCCUGUGCUCACCGACAGUGUCUGCAGCUACAAGACUUAUCAGAAGGAUGUUGAUUCCCAGAUUAACCCUAGCAGCUGUUGCGCUCUCCAUCCUCGUAUCUCGAUGUUCAACCGCCAACGACGGUCAAUUUUCACUCAUCAAUAAAGCCACUGGUCUCUGUUUGUUAAAAAAGUUGAACCGUUGCCUGGAAAUUCGUUGGACGACCGGCAACAGACUUUUUACCGUCAUAACCAAGAAGUGCCUGGGAGCACAGGGCAAAAGUGUGGGCAGUGAGGUGAACCUGUACGACUGUGAUGACAAGAGUGACCUUCAAAAGUGGGAAUGUAGAAAUGGAACACUCCUUGCUCUGAAAGGCAGAUCCCUCUACAUCGAGGUCAAAUCAGACGAAUCCAUCGCUCUCUCCAAAACCAUUGGCCCAAACAACGAACUCACCAUCGCAGGGACUACCAGUGGUGCUUGCACAAGAACUCACAGAGAGCUUUACACCCUUCAAGGAAAUGCAUUUGGAAAACUCUGCAUGUUCCCCUUCUUUUACAAAGACCGCUGGUUCGGAGAUUGUACCACAUUUGACUCAUCACAAAAACAACAGUGGUGCGCAGUUGAAACAAAGUAUGAACAUGAAAUUUGGGGAUAUUGCCCGACCUCCUCAAAAGAACACUGGGCCAACAAUCCAAUCACAGGAGCUUAUUACCAAGUCAACACACAGUCCGUUCUGACAUGGUCCCAGGCUGAGACCAGCUGCAAACAGCAGGACUCCAACCUGGUCAGUUUUGUUGAUCCCAAUGAGCAGGCCUUCAUCUCAGCGCUGAUUGGAUCUGCUAAAUACAAACUUUGGAUUGGUCUGGUCCUGGACCCAGAUCGUGGCUGGAUGUGGUCCAACGGGCGGCCGUUCCGUUACCUGCGAUGGCAUUCUGGAAAUCCACUUCCUAACCCGGGACACAACUGUGCGUUUCUUGACAAUACUGGUUUGCAAUCAUGGCAAACUUCAUCCUGCAGCAAAAAAAUGGGCUACGUCUGCUACAAGGGAGGAGCGCCGCCCACUCCACCACAAAUUGAGCAGGGAUUUUGCGCAACGCCGUGGAUUCCCUACAAUGGCCACUGCUUCCACCUUCAUCGUACUCUCCAAACAUGGACUGACGCUCAGAAAGAAUGUCGCAAAGAAGAAGGAGACUUAGUGAGCAUCCACAACAUAGAAGAACAAAGCUUUGUCAUCUCUCAGCUCGGAUAUGCCUCCACUGAUGAACUUUGGAUUGGACUGAAUGACAGAACAACAGAGGGUCUGUUUGACUGGAGUGACCACUCCACUGUCAGCUUCAUCACCUGGGAUAAUGGAGAACCUGAUGCGGCCACCGGCACAGAAGACUGUGUUCUCAUCAGGGGCCAGGAUGGAAACUGGGCUGACCGCUCAUGUGAUGAGAAACAUGGCUUUAUCUGUAUGAAGCAGAGCAGCACUGAGCGCACAGGAGACGAAGUAGACCUGAAUGUCGGCUGCAAACCAGGUUGGAAGAGACAUGGAUCCUACUGCUACCUUGUGGCAUCUCACACAAAGACCUUUGAUGAAGCCAAAGACGACUGCAAGCAGUCAGGCUCCUACUUAGCGGAUGUGUCCAAUGGGGUAGACAACGCCUUUCUUGUCAGCUUAGUGGGGCUCAGACCAGAGAAGCAUUUCUGGCUCGGACUCUCAAACCAGAAAAACAUCGAUCAGUUUGUGUGGACCAACACAGAUUCAGUGAGCUUCACACACUGGAACGCUGAGAUGCCAGGUUACAAUCAGGGAUGUGUUGCCAUGACUACUGGAGUGUUGGCUGGACUCUGGGAUCUGCUGCCCUGCACCAAUCAGGAAAAAUACAUCUGCAAACACCUGGCAGAGGGCGCUGUGCUAACUGUCCCUCCACCCACUCAAAGUCCUCCAAAGUGUGCAGAGGGCUGGAAUCCAGUGACAUCAAGACCCUUCUGCAGCAAGUUUUUUACAGGACCUCGCUCAUUUGAGAAGACGUGGUUCGAGGCCAGAGAUUAUUGUCGGGCCAUUGGAGGAGAUCUGCUCAGCAUCCACAACCAAGUUGAUCUACGGGUGGGACGUUACGGAAAAGCAUGGAUCGGACUUCACAUUCCUGACACAAGCACUGGUUAUGCAUGGAGUGAUGGAUCACCGGUAAACUUCCAACAUUGGCAAGAAGGAGAACCAAACAACCUCAAUGAUGAUGAAUCUUGUGUAGAAUUCACAAUAUACAACUGGGACGACCCUGGGUCUUGGAACGAUGCAAACUGUGAGGGUUACAAUGACUGGCUGUGUCAGAUACGAGCAGGAGUGACUCCAAAAUCUCCUCCAAAUGACACUACUGUGGAUUAUAACACCACUGCAGAUGGUUGGCUUGAGUGGAGAGGCAGUCAGUAUUUCUUUAGUCCUACAUCAAUGGCCAUGGAAGAGGCCCGUCACGUCUGUCAGAGGAAUCAUGGAGACUUGGUUUCUAUCAGCACCAAAGACGAAAAUACCUUCCUCUGGAAACAGAUUUCCCGAAAAUAUGGGCAAUAUUACAUAGGUUUAUCAAUAGAUCUGGACGGGUCUUAUUGGUGGAUGGACGGCUCCUCUCUGGCACUACAAAGAUGGGAUCAAAACCAACCUGAUCCAAAUGCUUUCAAUGAGAACUGCGCCGCCAUGACUUCUCACAUGGGCUUCUGGCGAUCUAGCAACUGCGGUUCAGAACUAAAGUUUAUUUGCAAGCGUGGACUGUCAUCACCUGUUAACACCACUGCACCGCCCCCACCACCUCCUAAGGGAGGUUGCCCGCUAACGUGGAAAAUGUUUGACUAUAAGUGUUACAGCGUCAACAUUGCUCGUAAGAUCACCUGGGACGAAGCAAGGAGACAGUGCAUUAGCAUAGGAGGAAAUUUAGUCUCUAUUGUCUCCAGACGUAUACAAGCAUACUUGAUAUCCAUAAUGAUGCAAGCAACAAGUACUGACCUGUGGAUAGGUUUGAACAGUCUAAAUCAAGGUGGAUUUUACUGGGUUGAUGGAAAACCAAGGCGAUACACCAACUGGGGCAUUGGGAAAUAUCGCCAUCGCCCUGGAAUAUUUUAUCGAAUGUGGAAUGAGGAAGACUGUGUCGUGAUGACCAGCAGCCAUUCCGUUGGAAUCGGAAAAUGGAUGUCAAGGUCCUGCAAUGACACCAAUGGAUAUAUCUGCACCCGGAAUGUUGACCCAAGUUUUCCAGUUCAACCAAAUCCAAUAGUUCCAAACAUUUAUGCAUAUCUUGGCAACGACAGCAUUAAGGCUGUGACUAAAAAUCUGAGCUGGGACGAGGCCCAAAAACAAUGUAAAGGUGAUAAAGCCAAUCUGAUCAAUCUGCGAAAUGAAUGGACACAGGCUUAUGUAGAGCUGCUGGCUUCAACUUUCAUGGCUCCACUGUGGAUUGGACUGAACAAGAAGCAGACCAAUGGGUUUUUUAGGUUUAUUGACGGCUGGUCCAUGACCUUUGCUAACUGGGCUCCAGGUGAACCAAGCACAGACCGCCCUUGUGUUUACGUAGAUGUAGACGGAAGUUGGAAGACUGCCUUCUGUAACGAGACCAUGAACAGUGCUUGUUUGCAAUCUUCAGAUGUGGCACCAACAGAAUCAGCCUCCUUCCCUGGUGUUUGCCCUGAGGACAGUGUUUGGUUACUGCAGAGUCUCACCUGGCUGCCACUUAAGGGUUAUUGUUAUUUGUUUGUAAUGGAGCAAACUGAAUGGUCCAGUGCUGCCAGCGGUUGUAUACAGCACGGUGGAAGCCUGGCGAGUAUAGAAAACCCUGAAGAGCAAGAGUUCCUCCAAAACAAUGUGAACAAAUUUGCCGACACCUUCACCUCGUUCUGGAUUGGACUGUACAAAACACAUAAAGGGACAUGGUUGUGGUUGGACAAAGCAGUCAUGGACUACACCAACUGGGCUGAAUAUGAGCCUGAUUCAGAAUUUGGAGGCAUCAGAACCAAUGAUGGUCUUUGGUCGUCAGGGCAAAAGUGGGAUGGAAGACCCUACAUCUGUAAAACAGCUAAGGUAUUGCGAGAAGUUUUAGACACAAAUUCUGAACCACGUAAGGGCCUGGAUCCUCACAGUCGGGUCCACACCAGUUUGGUAGUUGUCCUGGUUAUUAUUGCCACUUCUUCGCUGUUUGCUGGUGCAUUUCUCUUCUACAAGAAGUCCCCGCGCAUCAUGCCGACCUUUGACAAUCCGCUCUACUUUGAUAGUGAACGAUCUCAGCCUGAUGUGGUGGACACCAAUAAACUGAUAGAGAAUGCAGAAGAAGCAGAACCUGAGCCGAUUGUAGCUCUGUGAAGUUUGAAGUAGCACUAUACUGAAUCCCAGAUUGCUGUGUGACGUUUAGGUGCCUCAUUUAUGUGCCUUCUACAUAUGUUUUUUAUUAACUAUUUUACUUACUACUGUCUAUACUAGUUAUUUAACUGUGUAUCAGUUAUGUGGGUUUCAAUGGUGAUGGCAUUGCCUAACCUAAUGGAACAGAAUUUAGGCUCUAGGAUGUCUCCAUGAUUAUCAUUAUAUAUAUAUAUAUACAUA
Molecule: messenger RNA, 4618 nt
Organism: Cynoglossus semilaevis (tongue sole)
Lineage: Eukaryota; Metazoa; Chordata; Actinopteri; Pleuronectiformes; Cynoglossidae
Gene: mrc1b
Product: mannose receptor, C type 1b
Exons: 31
Coding region: 119-4381 (1420 amino acids)
Source: RefSeq, a predicted model, not a curated record